AUGCAGGCGAGGGGCCCGAAGAAGCGGCCGCGCAUGUGCGGCACGCCGGGCUGCGUGCUCGAGGACAACCACCUCGGCCCGCACUCCUCCGACUUUCGCUGCCCUCCGGGCAAAGGGUCUGGCGCUUUCCUCCCCGGUUCGCCGCCGCUUCCGCCCACCGACACCGCACGGGUCUCGUACGAUGCCCUCGUCGGCACCUGGUGCAGCAACGAGGACCCGCCGAGGUACUGGUGCCCGGGCGACGAGGCCGCCGGCGCGUGGCGACCGUCCCCGCCGCCGGAGCCGGAGGUGGAGUGCACCGUCUCAAAGGGCCGCGCGCUUGUCGCCGCGCCAAAAGUGCGCGGCACGCAGGGGCGCGGGCCGGAGCGGUUCGUGGCGGAGCCCGCCCCCCCGCCGGCCGUGCUGCACGCGGCCGCCCGGGCGGACGACGAGCCGGCCGGCGAUCGACUCGGCGAGGGCGUCGUCAGCGAGACGGCGCUCCUGCGCGCCAUGCUGUCCGAGCCGCGGCUCGGGCCGGCUGCGGAGGCGAGGGUGGGGGCGAGGGCGCUGGUUUACUUUUCGGACGCGCGGCGCUGGUACAAGGGGCGGGCGAGCCGUCCUUCACGGUGCUCUUUGACGACGGCGACGCGGACACGGCGGCGCGCUCUCUCUCUGAGGACGACGUACCACGUGACGCGGCUGUGGGUUGCUGAGACACGUAUAGGCGACGAGGACAAGUCGGUCCCUCUCAGCGAGUUGCACCACGUGCUGGCGGGCGAGGCGGGCGAGGCGGGCGGGGCGGGCGGGGCGGGCGGGGCUGGCGGGGCGGAGGCGGGGGCGGAGGUGGGGGCGGAGGUGUACCAGCACGGCGACAGUGGCCGUUUCGAGGCGCAGCGCACGGUGGACGGAAAGACGCACUCCCUCGGCUCCUUCGGGUCGGCGGUCGACGCGGCGGUGGCGUACGCGGCGGCGAGGGAGGAGGAGGGCGAGGGGGGUGUGGAGCCGGCCGAAGGGCUUCGGAUCCACUUUUCUAGCCGCAGCAGCACCGGCUACCGGGGCGUGUACCGGCAAGAAGGUCGGUUUAUCGCGCAGCACGGGCGGGGCGGGAAGAAGAACUACCUCGGCGCCUUCGACACGGCGGUGGAGGCGGCGGUGGCGUACGCGCGCGCGGUCGCCCAGCGCGAGGGCGGCGGCGAGGACGGCGGCGAGGGGGACGGCGAGGGCGGCGCGACGGUCGACAAGAAGCUGUGGGAGGGCGCCUUCCUGGCCGGCUGGCGCCUGCGCGCGAGCAGCGAGGCGGGCCGGAUCGCGGGCCAUUGGAGGUACGUCUCGCCCGACGGGGUCGUCGCGGAGACGCGUGCGGCGGCGCUGCGGCAGCACCAGGAGGCUCGGUACGCGCGCGCGGGAGGCGCCGCGAGGGCGCCAUCCCCGCCGCACGAGGCGCCGGUGGCGGAGGCGGAGGGGCUGCGGCUGCACCUCUCGAGCAGGACACCCACCGGCUACAAGGGCGUCUCCUGGACGGGGUCAACGUACCGCGUCGACGCGCACCACGGGCAGGGCGGGAAGAAGGUCUACCUCGGCACCUUCGACACGGCGGUGGAGGCGGCGGUGGCGUACGCGCGCGCGUGCCCCUCCACCUCUCCGCCAGGGCCGGCGCCGUCCGCCCGAGCGGCGGCGCACCAGGCUCCGGCGGUGGCGAAGCAGGCGGCCGGGCUGCGGCUGCACAUGUCCCCGGGCAGUUCCACCGGGUACAUGGGCGUCUUCGAGGCGACGUCCGGCCGCUACAAGGUCCUGCGGAAGCUGGGCGAGCGCGGGAGCAAGGUGCUCACCUACCUCGGCACCUUCGACUCGCCGGUGGAGGCGGCGGUGGCCUUUGCGAGGGCGGGCGGGGGCGAGGAGGCGCCGUCGUCCGACGAGGAGGGCGAGCAGGCCGCCACCUCCGGGCCAAAGAGCGAGCCAAGGAAGCGGCGCGUCCGGAGGAGCACGCCGCGAUGCAUCCGAGACUGCCUCUCGCGCGAGGCCAGCGCCCCGCAGCCGCUCUUUCGGACUGUCACAGUCAACGACCCCUCCGCCCGCGCGAGCAAGCAGCCCCGCCACAACGGCGCCUUCUCCUCCGGCGGCGGAGGCAUCCCGACCGCGUACGCGCUCACCGCGGCCGGCGAGGCGCUGCGCGCGGCCAUGGACCGGGCCGAGGAGGAGGCGGAGGCGGCCGAGGCGGCCGAGGCGGCCGAGGUGGCGGCGAGGGCGAAGCGGGCGAGGCUAGAGUCGGGCUGGGUGGCGACGGACCUUCGGCUGUGGGAAGGCGCCUAUGCCGCCGGCUGGCGCGUCAUCGAGUCGCACGGCCGCUGCACGUACUUCUCGCCCGCAGGCGAGGAGCACGGCACGCUCGCCGCAGCGCUCGAGUUCCGGCGCGCCUCCGCCGCGGGGGAGCAGCAGGGCGCUGCGUUCGGCUGGCAGCGCGGCUACUCGCAAGAAGGCGAGCCGUACUACUACCACGCCGCGAGCCAGGCGACGCAGUGGGAGGCGCCGGCAGGGUGGAGGGAGGACUUGGCGGAGGCGGGCGAGCGCGCCAGGGCCCACCAGGCCAGCCUAAGCGAGGAGGCCAGCCUAAGCGAGGAGGCCAGCCUAAGCGAGGAGGCCAGCCUAAGCGAGGAGGCCAGCCUAAGCGAGGAGGUCGAGCCCGAGCUUGCCCGGGCGGUCUACGCCUUCGCCGGCGCGGGCAGCGGCGAGCUCAGCCUCGACGCCGGCGACGUGGUGCUCGUGUCGGGCAAGGAGGAGGACGGCUGGUGGACGGGCGCCAAGCAGAGCGAGCCAGGGCGCGUGGGCCUCUUCCCCGGGUCGUACGUCGAGGCGGAGGCGGGCGAGCCGGAGGUGGGCGAGGCGGAAGCCAGCGCCGCUUCAGGGCAGCCUCAACAAUACGACGUCAGCAGUCUGUCGGCAGAGGUCGCGCUCUGGCGCCACGACCUCGGCCGGCCGCCACUCGAGAGCUGCGCGGCGCAGGAGCCGCCGCCGACGGUGCUGCCGACCGGGGCUGAAGGGGUGCUGGCGGCGGCGGCGAAGGCGGCGGCGGCAGCGGCAGCGGCGGCGGCGGCGGCGGCGCCGGUGCAGCCCGCAGCGCCUGCGAGUCCAUCGUCCCCAAGCGAGGUCCCUGCCCAGAGCAGCCCUGCGCGGCUGCACGCGAAGGGCGUAGCAGAGGGCCGAGACGUCGAGGCGCGGCCGCCGUCCGAGCCUUCCGCCCGAACCGGCGCCCCGGCCGCCCUUGCAACGACAACCGCCCUCGCCUCGCCGGGCGCCCUCGCAACGGCCCUCGCCACCGCAACAGUCACCACCGCAACGGUCACCACGGCCGCCGCCGUCGCCGCUCCCUCCGCCCGCGCCGGUGCGGGCCUCGCCACCUCGGCCAUCCUUGCGGACUCCCUUGUACCUUCUCGAGGCGGCGCCGACGGCAGCCCUAGCGAUGGUGGCGCUCCGGGCGGCGACGCCAUCGGCGACGCUGGCUCCGGCACAGCGGGAGCGGAGGCUGCCCUUGCCUCCGCGUACGGGGCAUCCAAGGAGUGCGCCGCCGUCAGCCGCGAGCUGCCGCCGCUCGCCGACAACGCGGCGGCGGAGGAGCGCGCGUCGCUGCUCAGCAGGCUGCGCCGCUUCUACAGCGUGCACAAGCCGAGCAAGCUGAGCGAGACGGGUGCGGGAUCGCUCGAGGCGGUCGCGGCCUUCUACGAGGGCCGCGAGGGCGAGCUGGACGCAAUCCUUGUGGGGAAGUACCAGGUGGGGUUUUCGUCGGUCGGAGGGGCAGCGGAGGCGGCGGCGGCGGGCGGCGCGUAA
This is a messenger RNA of Emiliania huxleyi CCMP1516, 3801 nucleotides long. RefSeq lists its product as hypothetical. NCBI's taxonomy places the organism in Eukaryota, Haptophyta, Isochrysidales, Noelaerhabdaceae. Gene Ontology annotation, molecular function: DNA-binding transcription factor activity; protein binding; DNA binding. The record is from RefSeq and is a predicted model, not a curated record. Bases 1 to 3801 code for a protein of 1266 amino acids. The transcript is spliced from 13 exons. Gene Ontology annotation, biological process: regulation of DNA-templated transcription.